Penicillium malachiteum is the source of this 816-nucleotide messenger RNA. Its product is annotated as HpcH/HpaI aldolase family protein. The transcript is spliced from 5 exons. The coding region runs from base 1 to 816 and encodes 271 amino acids. NCBI's taxonomy places the organism in Eukaryota, Fungi, Ascomycota, Eurotiomycetes, Eurotiales, Aspergillaceae. Gene Ontology annotation, cellular component: cytoplasm. The record is from RefSeq and is a predicted model, not a curated record. Gene Ontology annotation, molecular function: aldehyde-lyase activity.
AUGUCCUUCACCACCGCCAUCAAGUCUAGCCUUCAAGGCUCUUCUCCUGCAUUCGGCUUCUGGCUCACACUUCCCAGCGCUGCUGUUGCAAAGACCAUUCUACAUGGAUCAUCAGGAUCCAAGACCAGAUUUAGCUGGGUUCUUGUUGAUGCAGAGCAUGGUUUGAUCUCUGAUCAGCACUACUACGAGCUUGUCAACGCUAUCGGCUCUGAAAAUGCGAGCCCUAUCAUUCGUGUGCCCUGUGCAGAAGAAUGGAUGAUCAAGCGCGCACUUGACGCUGGUGCUCAUGGCAUUAUGACCCCUAUGUGUCACUCAGAGGUGGACGCUGCCAAUAUUGUUAAGUACACAAAGUACCCUCCUGUCGGCACACGAGGCUACGGACCCAUGUUCGCUCCCCACUCAAUGCCAAAUGUGGAGCCCGGCACUCAAUACGAUGAUGGUGCCAACGACGGCAUCACUGUCGCUGUUCAAAUUGAGUCAAGACCUGGUGUUGAGAAUGUGGAGAAAAUUGCCGCUGUGCCUGGAAUUGAUGUCCUUUUCAUUGGACCUUUUGAUCUGGCUAAGCAGAUGGGUGUUACCCGCUGUGGCGAGGAGCACGAGGCUGCUAUCCAGCGUAUUUUGGCUGCUGCCCAUGCAUCUGGCAAGAAGGCUGCUAUCUUCUGUACCGAUGGUAAUGACGCCCGGGCUCGUGCUGAGCAAGGCUUUGAUAUGAUUUCUGUCAUCACUGAUGUUGGUGUCUUCCGCACUGGAAUGCUGAAUGAGCUUAAGACUGCCAAUGGUGAGAAUGUCCAGGGUGGCUCUCGCGAGGGUUACUAA